Indicator indicator is the source of this 3395-nucleotide messenger RNA. RefSeq lists its product as uncharacterized. The coding region runs from base 1 to 1017 and encodes 338 amino acids. The transcript is spliced from 5 exons. The record is from RefSeq and is a predicted model, not a curated record. Lineage: Eukaryota; Metazoa; Chordata; Aves; Piciformes; Indicatoridae.
AUGCACAGUACUAAACCAUGCUCUGAUUGUACCACAGUAGCAGAGGGACAAGGAUUCCUCAUAAGGAACACCCAUCAAGAAAAGUGCAUUUGCAUCUCCCACCAUGAGACCAACAGCAUCACCCUGGCUGACUGCAAGGCAAACUCCCGGAAGCAACAGUGGAGCUGGGACCCUGCCACCAGGACCAUUGUCAGCAUUCAAACAAAGCAGUGCUUGUCAGCCCACAAGAUGCAGGAGUAUGCCUUGGUCAAGCUGGAGCCUUGUGGGGACUGGAAACACCAAGUGUGGUCCUGCAGCAAGAAAGGACACUUGACUCUGCAGAGCUUGGGUUUCCACCUCAGCACCAAGGAAGAUGGCCACAGCAUCUUUGCCUCAAGGGAGAAGAAUAAAUUCAGCAGGUGGAAGACUUUAGCAGAUGAAACCAUCUGUGCUGCUGCCCAGACGCGAGCCCUGAUGCCCAGCAAACCAACACAACAGGCUGUAGACACACAUGUGUGGAUCUAUGAAACAAAAAACACUGAUUCAUCAAAGACUCAUGCCAUGGACAAAGAAUCUUCUGUGAGCUUGACUGACCCACCUCUGGAUAACAAAUUUGUCAGCACAGUAUCUCCAGUGAAGAACAAACAGGCAUACCUGCCAGCAAAUGAGGAUGUGUCCCACAAUCACUCUAAAAAGCACCAUGGAAAUCGAGGGAAGAAUGCAGGGGCCAGGCUUGCAGGCACGAACUGGAAGACAGCCAUGCUGGUCCUCAGUCCCUUGGCGUUCAUUCUGGGAUUAAUAAUACUGACACUGAAUGUUCAUUACAACAAGAAGAAGAAAAUCCUUUCUGCUCUGAAGAGCUCCCCAGCCCCCAGCAGCGGAGCUGACUUAAGAGAGCCAUCUCCCUUACAAAGAGGUCCCCGGCCAUACCUUCCGCCAUCUCGUUCUCCUUCCUUGAGGCAUGGAGAGAUUCUUAUUGAGUGGAAAGAUGGGACUGUCACUCCUCUUUUUGAUAAUGCCAACUAUCAAAUGGACUAGCUGCAAAAUAGUGGAGCUGUUGCUCCAUCCUGUGCCAUUCUUCUCACCAGAAAGAGUGUCACUAUAGCAAAUCUCUUCCCUAGCCUUGCUGUUUUUAUGGGGAGUUGUAAGCACUAUUUGUUGGGGUGUUUUUAACACUUGAGAACAAUCUCCUUGCACAGCACGUGGUUGAAGCAAGCAGAGCAGAUGGUUUGUAGAGGCACACACUGCUUAGCUCUUCUGGAACAGAUUUAGCCUGUAGCAAACUGCAGGCUUAGCUAAAUGAAGCUGAGACUCUCAACAGAUGCAGCUGUCCAUUGCCCUAAAAUUGAAGAGCUGCUAAGCAUAUGAGAAAGUAAAUCCUUUGAGACAAGGUAUAAAGCAAAAAGAAGAGGUCUUGGUGAUCCUUAAACUCUUUUCAAGACAAAAAUAGAUGCCAACAAACACAGAAGGGUGGCAGUUACUUUGUCAGCCUGAGAACAUAGCUAAUAAGAACUGCCUUCCAGGGCUCAAAAGAUUAAACUGUUUUCCAAAUACCUGCCAAAAUAAUUCCCCUACAAAGUUAUCAAUUAAGUAAUGGCAAGCCAUUUUUCUAUCUUAAACGAUUAGACCUUUCUGCAUCACUUGCAAGAGUCCUGCUGAGAGAGUAUAAAUACAUAAACAUUUCCAUAUUUGGAUGCAUUAGACCUUAUUAUAACACACAUCCUCUUUAUGCAGAAUGACAAGCAAGGUCAGUGACACUUAUCAGAGACACUAUAUUAUACAACUGUUUUAUAUCUGCUUCAGUCUCUGAAGUUAUAUGGAAAGGGCACUGUUUUCAGCCUUUACACUUCUUGUGGGAGCAUAAUUAUCUGUGACAAUCACACUGAGUCUGAACUUCUCUCAGUGAAACUUGCAAUCUCUGGGAGUUUACCUAACAUUCCUGAAUUUAUGCUUUCCUUCUCUGUGAUCUUGUGAUGAUGUAAACUGUAACCAUGGCUAUAAAUCAGGAAUUAUUUGGAGAAAGAAAUACUGACACCAGGAAAUUACAAGUAUGAGAUGCAUCAGGAUUAUUUGUUCAGUAGAGCAAGGGAAACCACAUCCUAACCUAUCUCGUACUCAGACUUGACACAUUUCACUUGACCUAAAUUGUUGUGCUCUUUCAGUGGAGCGUGGACUUAUUUGAAGUUUCACCUAAUGCAGAAGUAAGGUCUCUAGGGAAUUUACAGUAUUUUCUUUCUUUUUUUUUUAAUUUUCCUUUUUAAACAUAGAUCCAUGGUAAAAAGCUAAAUGCAAAAAGAAAGUUUCAAGAAGUUUGAAGAAAAUAAAAUACAAACUCUAUUGGUUCAGGACAUAAAGAUCACAGAAGUUGGAAAUAAAUUUAUUCCCCAGGCCAAUUACUCCAUAAUUAUUUACUGGAAGGUUUCCCACACACUCCUUGGGAAAAUACUUUACUAGCAGACAAGAGCUGAGGAAGAAUUCUUUCUUCACCAGUGAGCAGCGAAUGCAAACAACACAGUCAGAGUUAAAUUCUGACUUUCCAAUGUUUCCAUAACAAAUCCAAAGACUUUUAAGUUUACAAAUGUGCAAGCAUCAUUUUACACACAGUUGUGGGGAUAUAUUCUGUACACAAAUUGCUCAAAGCACGCAUGCAGUGCCUCACCAAGUAUCAGAGUUACAUACCUUAUACCUUUUCUUGCCACAAUUAAUAUGCUUUCCUUUGAAAUUUUGUCCAAGGACCACGUUGCUUCACAGUGCACAGCAUUUGUUACACUCCAAAACCUUGAAGCACUUUGGAAACACUGUUUGUGCAGUGCCAUUAAAAUGGAAAUUUUCACUUGGAGUUCAGCUACUGUUGUGGUUUCCAAGGCAAGAAGUGCUUAUGUUCAUUACUGCUGAAUGGGCAGAACAGAUUACUUGUUUAUGGCUCUCUGUAAUUCAUACUUAGUAUGCUAAUCUUGCUCAGAAACAUGAAGGCAGCUGUUUACAUAGCACUGAUUAAAUGGUAGCUCAAACGCUAAUGAAAAAGUAAGACUGUGAAGCAGCACAGGCUUUUAUGUUUCAUCCCUCUCUCUUUUCCUGAUUGUUAUCUUUUAGUUUUUUCUCACUGGUUUACCUACAUUAGAUGUUAGAAAUAAAAUUUUCCAGGAUAUAGAGAGAGGAGCUGAAGGUGUGAGUCUUCAUCACCCCUGAGGUCUUAAAAAGCAUGCAAGCCUAACAUCCAUCAGGAAAGAUCCCAAAUAGCUGAUCCUGCCCUGGGGCUGGGUCCAGUGAGAGUGAGAGACUCUUCCCAUCCUCUGCUUCUAAAGUGAGCUGAGAAACACUUGGAGCAAUCACACAACCCGUGUGCUGUUCACUCCCUGCCGUCCCCUGAAUGCAGUGCUUGUAAACAGUGUUCAUUAGCAAAAUAAAACAUGACU